CUUCAGGUGAUAAACAAAGUUGGAAGCAAAGAAAUGCCGUCAUUGCAGAGCUUGGUCAGUGCUGUUCUGGCAUGUUGGGGAAUAAGCACCCGGCUUGAGGGAAGAUAAUUAAAGAAGCUGCAGGGGUGCGAUGGCAGGUGCUGGGCAGCGCAAAGGGAAGAAAGAUGACAACGGCAUCGGCACAGCCAUCGACUUCGUGCUGUCCAACGCCCGGCUGGUGCUGGGUGUGGGUGGAGCCGCCAUGCUGGGCAUUGCCACGCUGGCUGUCAAACGGAUGUACGACCGGGCGAUCAGCGCUCCCAGCAGCCCCACACGCUUGAGCCAGUCGGGAAAGAGAAGCUGGGAAGAGCCAAACUGGCUGGGCUCCUCCUCACGCCUGCUGGCCCAGGACAUGAAGAGUAACCUCAGCCGCUCCCUGCAGACCCUUCCCACCGACCCUUCAGCCGCAGACACAGACUUUUUCCGACCCACAAAGCCGAAGCCAUCUGCCAAGAGGAGCCAAGUGGAGCUGAAAAAAUCCCGCCUUCGUCUGUCUCUGCAAGAAAAGCUCUUUGCUUAUUACCGGAGGAAGGUGGCCAUCCCAGCAGAGGAGCAGGCCCGGGCCAAGCAGGCAGCGGUGGAUAUCUGCGCUGAGCUGCGCAGCUUCCUACGUGCCAAGCUGCCAGACAUGCCCCUGCGUGACAUGUACCUCAGCGGCAGCCUGUACGAUGACCUGCAGGUAGUCACAGCUGACCACAUCCAGCUCAUCGUGCCUCUGAUGCUGGAGCAGAACCUGUGGUCGUGCAUCCCUGGGGAGGAAACCAUCAUGAACAUUCCUGGCUUCUACUUGGUGCGUCGGGAAAACCCAGAGUACUUUCCCCGUGGGAGCAGCUACUGGGACCGCUGUGUGGUGGGAGGUUACCUUUCCCCCAAAGCUGUAGCAGACACCUUUGAGAAAGUUGUAGCUGGCUCCAUCAACUGGCCAGCAAUUGGGACUCUCUUGGAUUAUGUGAUCCGUCCAGCAGCUCCCCCAGCAGAUUUGACACUAGAAGUCCAGUAUGAUCCAGAACGGCAUCUUUUUAUUGACUUCCUACCAUCCCUGACGCUGGGUGACAUCAUCCUUGUGGCCAAACCCCAUCGACUGGCCCAGAAUGACAACCUGUGGAGACUGAGCCUGCGGCCAGCAGAAACGGCUCGGCUGCGAGCCCUGGACCAGUGUGAUUCUGGCUGUCGCUGCUUGUGCCUGAAAAUCUUCAAAGCGAUAUGCAAGUCCAACCCAGCCCUGGGCCACCUCACUGCCAGCCAGCUCACCAAUGUCAUCCUGCACCUCUCCCAGGAGGAGUCCGACUGGUCCCAGGACAUGCUGGCUGAUCGCUUCUUGCAGGCACUGAAGGGGCUGAUCCGCUACCUGGAGGCAGGCGUCCUCCCUAGUGCUCUGAACCCCAAGGUGAACUUAUUCUCAGAGCUCACCCCUGAAGAAGUGGAUGAGUUGGGCUAUACCCUCUACAGCUCUCUGUCAGAACCAGAGGUUUUGCUGCAGACGUAAUGUGGCCUUACCUAAGGAAGUCUUGACAGGGUUUAGCCAAGGUGGACUUGGAUUUCUGCGAAAUAUGUCUCCUCCACUUUUCUCUGUCUGUCUCCUUUCGGUUAUUGUUUCCUGCUGUGGAGUCGGUGCUCCCACUGAAUUUUUUGGUGCUACUGGUCCAUUUCCACCAUCUCUGCCCCGCCUGGUACCCAUUGGUUAGGGAAAAGAGGCUAAAACAGCAGCUCUAAGAUUCUGUUGCAUAAAUUCCGCUGAUGUUUAAGAGUCUACCAGAAAAACAAACCAAACUAUGCACUUCUUUCUCCUGUAGUACACUUACUGCAGCAAGUAUAUUUUGGUCCAAAGAAGGUGGAACUGGGCUGGUAAAUCCAGUGACAGUUUUAGCAGAUUUUCACUGAGGUCCUUUCCUUCAGUCCGUCUAUGCCCCAUGUUGUUUUUUUCUCUGCUGUACCACACUGUCUCUUCCUUUUUUUUUUUUUUUCUGCUUUUUUGUCCCUUUGAUCCAGUCGUGCAGGGCAGACUGAGGUGUUUUGGAUAGGGCUGUUCUUUUUCUUUCUGAGUGGUUAAUGAUUACGCUGGCAGUAUUUAGGGUCAUAGAGCCUGGAAGAGGAGAAUGCCCAAUGGCUCCUUCCCCUAUGGAGCCUUCUCAUCCUUUGCAAGCUGCCUUCAGGAAUGAGGGCUGAGGCUUGUCCAGUCUGCUGCAACACAACCUGCAGCGUGGGCAAUUCUGACUGAAGCUGUCAUAGGGGAAGAAGAUACCCUUGUGGUCUGGUGGUGUGACGAGGCCGAAGGAGCAGGGCUUGCCAUUCCUGCCCAGCCAGAUCUGCUGGGUAUUGCUGGUGGGAAUGGCCCUGGGAAUGGGGAACAGGGCGGCUCCUUGGAUGUCUCUCUCUGGCCUGGAGGAAGAGAGGCUGAUUAUAGAGGAGGGGUGGGAGACACACAUGGGAACGGUCUCUCUUUUUUUUUUUUUUUUAUCUUUUCCGCAAGAGCUUAUGGCUGUUCUGGUUUAUAGGAGGUAGAAGCAAGACUGUGUGUGUGCCUGAAAGGGCUUUGUAAUAAGCACACGUAAGCCAGAUUCUCACCAGCUAUAGGUCUGUGAAGGUGAUAGGACUGACCUGAUGUCAUCAGCAAGGUUCUGUCCCAUAGAAUGAUGUUAGGGUACAUAUGCAGAGCUGGCAUUCAGAGAUACAUUGGUGUUGCCAUCUGUUCUCAGUGUGUGUUUUAGUCCCCUCCCCAGCCACCUCAGAGAGCCUGUCUGUCCCCUUCCUCAUACCCAUGGGCUGACUUUCCAGUGCUCCCAGUUUACAGUGACUCUUAGAAAGCUGGUGAGGGCACACCUUCCCACUCAGUCUGUUUGGACGUGUUGGUACUGCAGUUCUGCCCACUCUGGUUUAUAGUUGCUGUCAAGCCCUUCUCCCCUGGCUGCCCUCCCAUCUGCUGCUUGGACUGCGGUCCGGGUUUUGGGGGGCACCUCCUGCGCUGUUGGUGUCUCCUACACUAGCCAUGUGGACUCUGCAUACUAUUCUGCAUUUAGCCUUCUGGCCUCUGUGUUCAGAACAGGGGAGGGAAGGGGCCGUCCUGAGUCUGGCGCUGUGUCUCUCUCCAAAGACCAGUCUCAUUACAGAUACUUGCCUUUCCCCAGCUUUAGCACGUUUUAUUUUUUUCCCCUUGCCGUCCAGCCUCCCUGGACAAUGGUGAGGGGUACUGUGGCAGCAGAGUUUGGAGGAGCAGGAAUCCUUUUCUCUUUCCUUCCUCUCAGGACCUACUUCUCUUUGACAGAGAAUUUUCAAGGUGAGUUUCAGGAGCAGAACACUGAGGGGAGUCUUUAGCCCUUUUCUUUUUAGAGGCAGUGCUGGUGAGAUGAUGGAGGAAGCAUCUUUCUCAGACAAUCCAUCCAUUUUAGCCAAUGUGUCAGAUAGUAUUCCAUAUACAGUGAUAACACAACAUUGCAUUUUAAAUUAUUUAAUCAUUAGGGUACUGGUAUUUUCUAGACUGCCAGAUGCGUACUUUGAAGUUUGUGUGUGUAUAUAAAGACUGUAGUCUAUAAAACAGAAAUUCUGUUUGUAUGAUUUUGUGUUUUGUAAGUUUUGCAGCAGUCAGUGUUGGUCAGCUGUUGAUUGCGCUACACUCUGGUUCCCAGAUUUUUUCCCCUCUUCCUUUCCCUGUCCUCCACUGCCUUUCUGAUGUCAGCCUUCUUACCCUGAAAGCAGACAGAUGAGACUUGGAGCCUAUACACUAUUGGGGAAAAUUCCCCUGUCUUCUAAUUACUUGAAGGUCAACAAAAAAUAUUAAAAUAUCAGGGUUGUCAGGAGUUCCCCGUAAGUUCAUUCCUUCAGUGUGAUCUCACCCUUACUUGGUGCUGACUCCAAUACCGUGGUCUUCACACAGAACUGAGCAGCAACGUGGUUUGGAAUAAUCAAAACUAUAGAUAUGAAAAAGGUGGGACAUAAGCAAGAAGCCACUGUUUGAGCUGGCUUGAGAGCACUUGUCACAUACAUAUCUGUACAUAGAUUGUUUGUUUAUUUGUUUUUUUACAUGAAUGCUUUUUCUUCCUGGCAACCUAAUGAAUUAAUAUUUUAUGGCCAUUUCUUGCUGCUAUUGAGUUCAAUUGGUGUAUCAAAUGGAGACUGAAGCGGCCUUUUACCUUUUCUGUAGACUGUACUCCACUUUGACUCACUUCCAUCAUUUCUUCCCUUCAGUUUUUUCCCUCCUCUGAGCUAGCAGAGGAGGCAGAUGCUCACUUCCCACAGGCAGCCACCACAGCAGACAACAGCUGCCCUGGCAGUGGCAGUCUCAGCAAAGGCCAAAGAUGUAAUGGGUCACAGAGACACUGCAACUAGGAGUAUUUCAAGAGCAGGGUCAAGCGUAAGGGGCAACAGAGGCAGGGAAGAAGGAGCAGGGUAAGUCUGCAGGAAACUUACAAUCAUGUUGUACCCAGCCUGUGUGUCACACUGUUGCAGGGUCUUUCAAACUGGCACCUUUCAGUAUUAAAUGCAGUACACGUGUUGAUGUACAGCCCGGCGGGCUGUCUUACCUAGAGGUCGGCUCCUUCUGAGUCAAAGCUGUAGCACAGAGCAGGAGGACCUAAAGCUGAAUGUGAAAAGGGCAGCUCCCAGCCACCUUCCUGGCAGAGCAGCUCAGAGACAAAUUGAUUGUAAGAAAGCCCAGCGCGUGUCUUUUAUUGUUUGCUGCCUGGGCUCCAAGAAUGCCUUGGUGUGUCCUGCUAUAGCUUAGCUCACAUGAGCUUCCCGUGAGAUUGUAGUCUUGUUCCUGUUACUGCAGGGCGAGGACCAACUUGUUCAGCAGUGGAGUUUCACUGCUGCUGAGUUCCACAGCUAAUCCUUUAAGUCAGAUGAAUUUCUGUUCUAUGUUUAAAGGCAGUUGUGGAAACAAGAGGCUGCUUUGUGCCUCCUGGCAAGCUGCCAUCAGGGCCCUUGCUCUUAGCACGUGGGUAUUCACGGUGUGAAGCGAAGAGAGGUUGCCCCUCUCUCCCAGGCCUGGAGGCUGUGGAUUUGCAAAGGGGAAAGUCUUAAGCGCAUGGUCUGUGACAGAGUGUGUGAAAUUCUGAAAUAAAAUGACUUUCCACAGUAA
Messenger RNA from Columba livia (rock pigeon), 5113 nucleotides. It is a transcript of the gene MIEF1, whose product is annotated as mitochondrial elongation factor 1. The coding region runs from base 131 to 1525 and encodes 464 amino acids. The record is from RefSeq and is a predicted model, not a curated record. NCBI's taxonomy places the organism in Eukaryota, Metazoa, Chordata, Aves, Columbiformes, Columbidae. Gene Ontology annotation, biological process: mitochondrion organization; positive regulation of mitochondrial fission. Gene Ontology annotation, cellular component: mitochondrial outer membrane. The transcript is spliced from 5 exons.